AAAGGUGGGGUCUCCCGCCGUCGUUCUCAAUGCUCACAGACGGUCUUCUACCAGUAUUCAAAUCUCGACCGUCAUUUCAUAUUGCUCUUCAGAGGGUAUGGCUUUCCCCUAUAAGCAUGUGGUCCUCAUUGGCGCCACCUCUGGCGUAGGCAAGGGUAUGGCGGAAAGCCUGGUCGAGUCUGGGGUUAAGGUCACCGCUGUUGGUCGAAGGCAGGAUAGACUGAACGAAUUCGUGAACAAAUAUGGGAAGGACAAGGCUGAUGGAGCUGUGUUCGAUAUUGCUGAAUACCAAAAGGCCCAGCAGUUCGCAGCCGACAUUAUGGAAAAGUCUCGGGAUAUUGACUGUCUCUUCCUUAAUGCUGGGAUUCAGCGCAACUGGGAUCUCGCAGAACUUGAAAACAUUGAUCUCGAAGAGUUCAAUUCAGAAAUGACAAUCAACUAUACCAGCUUCGUAGCUCUUGUUCAAGCAUUUCUGCCGUAUCUCAAAAACCAGAAGCCAGCUAGUAUUAUCUUCACUGGAUCAAAUAUUGCCAUUGUUCCGGCCUCCACCCUUCCAAAUUAUUCCGCGUCCAAGACAGCGCUCAACGUUUUCACACUCUGUCUUCGAGAGCAGCUCAAAGUUGCAGGAUCCCAUGUGAAAGUCAUUGAGAUAUCUGGCCCUCCAGUUCAAACCGAACUUCACGACUACAUGGGUGCGGAGACAGGAAGAAAGAUGGGAAUGCCGUUAGAGGACUUCACGAAGCUGGUCAUGGACGGUUUCUAUGCAGGUCACGAUCAGAUUGUUAUUGGAUCUAUUCUGGACCCUACGACCUUCAACGAAAUUGUGAACAAGAGGCGAACUGCUUUUGAGAAAUUGGCUGAAAUCAUACGAGUAGCUACAAAGACACACAAGGGGUGAUGGGCAGGCUUUGAGAAGUAUGAGUUGCCUCCCAUAGACAAGCUCAGAUCUAGUAUUUUUGGAUACAUGAACGUUAAACAGAACAUAAUCCAACC
This is a messenger RNA of Mollisia scopiformis, 993 nucleotides long. RefSeq names its product oxidoreductase. Bases 98 to 898 code for a protein of 266 amino acids. The transcript is spliced from 4 exons. The record is from RefSeq and is a predicted model, not a curated record. Gene Ontology annotation, molecular function: oxidoreductase activity. NCBI's taxonomy places the organism in Eukaryota, Fungi, Ascomycota, Leotiomycetes, Helotiales, Mollisiaceae.